GGGCUCCACUCGGACGCUCCAGUAUGAUGCACAAGCAGAAACGAUGUUGGACGGAACGCGGCGGGUCGUGCCUUUAAUCCUCAUCGUCUCGAUCCUCCACCGUGCGUGCGGCGACAACGCGAUCAGGGCGAGCGAGAAGCGUCACGGCGGCGCGAACGAUUAUCAGAUGUGCCUCGAGAGCUUCGACAUCCACAAGGACAAGAUCAUCCGGACCCAGGACUCCCGCGACAUGGGCGCCAAGUACUUGAACGUGUUGGACGUCGACUCCAGACUGGAUUGCCUGAAAUAUUGCUGCGAGACUGAACGCUGCGACGUGUUCAUCUUCGAGGAGAAGAAACCGAGCAGCUGUUAUCUUUUCCAGUGUGGCCCGCUGCACGAUUUCAAGUGCAAGUUUACGAGGCACGCCAAUUAUACCAGUGCGGUGCGCACCAGUUAUCCUAUACAGAAUGUACAAGUGGAAGAGGAAGUGAGGAUAUCUCAGCAGGAGCACGAGUUAAAAUCUCUCAGAAAAAGUAACGAGAUCACGUCGGAUUACGGAUUCACGGAAACUCCUGUCAAAUCUGUAGUCACGCAAAUAGCAAAAGUGAUACUAACUACGUCAGCGCCAGUAAAACCAGCUUGCUCCAGAAAUCAGUACGAGUGUCGUACAUCCGGAGAUUGCAUAGCCAUUUAUAACGUUUGCGACGGUAUCCCGCAAUGUGCGGACGGCUCUGACGAAGCAGCAGAUCUCGUAUGUCCCACGGAGAAACCGACGGUUCCUCCAAUAAUACAGGCGCCACGUCCGCCCGCCGAUAUCCUCCGGUAUCAGCAAGUGAUCGAUCAGCGUAAGCCUCUUCCCCCGUUCUAUCCCAGGCCGGAGAUCAAUCCUAAAGCUUGGGAUAUAUCGAAUCUGGCCCAUCAAAUAUCACAGCCGCAAAAUAUGAUAUAUCCCGACCAACCGGUAGAGGUGCCGCAAAUGCAUACGAAUUACGGAUCAUCGGGAUACCACCCGCCUGAAUGGAAUUAUCCGCCUCUAUAUGAGCCAAAUAAGGAUCCCUAUGUCCCUGCUAAUACUAUUCGUGAACAACAUAUGAAUCCUUAUGAACAGCAACCACAUAUAUUUAAUCACAAAGGUUCGAGCGUCAUAGGAAACAAUGAAGCGGAUAGGGGACCGUACAUGGAUUCCAAACACCCAUAUUCUCCACAUUUUCCAUCGUCAAACAAAGCAGUUUGGCAAGAAAAUCCCGUGCAAUUUUCACCAUCUGUUGCACCGAACUCUCAACAUAAGCAGGCCAAUGAUGUGGGAAAUCUUGCAAUAAUUACGACGACGCCCGCUUGUGAUGUAAGUACGUCUUGUGAUACUUCGGAGGAACAUAAAAAUGAAUUAACAAAUGAGAAUAAGGAACCUGUACAGAAGGAAGAAAAAGUCAAUAAAUAUGUGACAACACAUGUAAAGACAAGCAAACAAAUCACUGAAAAACCAACUUUAUCAGCAAGUGAGAUUGUUGUUAAACAUAAUCAUGUAAAAGAAGUGAAAGAUCAUAAAACUGUGAUUGUAAUCGAAGAGCGCGCAAAGGCACAUGAGAGAACUGACGUUAUUGCGGAACAUCUUCAAAUAAUCGAAAAUGACGUUUUAAAGCCCAAAGGUGCCGUAGUGUCGUUAUCAUUGGGACUUAUCGCGACCGCGAUCACGGCUGCUUUAAUUGUUUGCCGAUUGCGAGUAGUAAAACGGCGUGGACGAUGCGGGCAUGGACCUUUUGCGCACGAUGCCGAUUAUUUAGUUAACGGAAUGUAUUUAUAAGUAAAUACGAAUUGCUUAUAUAAAUUUAGCCGCAAUCUAGUCAUUUUAAUGUAUUUAUCAUAUUUUCGUAUCAGGUUAUAUUUCCAUGAUUACGAUCUCUUUAAACGAAUUUUGUGUCAUUCUCUAAAGCUGAAACUUUGUUAGCUAUGCUUAUUCGCUUUACAUAAAAUUGCAAGUGUUUUUGUGAUUAUUGAUAGCAUUUUGAUAUAAAAAUGCAAAAAGCAAGAAAUUUAUGAAUUAAUGUUAUAUUAUUACUGAUUUUUCUCUAUACACAUUAUAUUUAUUCUUAUUAUUUUAAAUAUCUUUUGCGAUAAAACCUUGCAAAAGUGUUUUGAAUUGUAAUAUAGUUAAUUAUGAACAAAAUUUCAAUUGAUACAUAUGAUAGAGUUAGAUAAAGGUAUGUAUAUACAUUAUUAUUACAUGAAAAAUCUUUUAUGCCUUAUCUUACUCAGAAAUAUUAACUAGAAAAUGAAACAUUUAUCUUAAUAUAAAUAUUAUUUUAUAAAUUUAUGCAAU
Temnothorax curvispinosus is the source of this 2296-nucleotide messenger RNA. RefSeq lists its product as uncharacterized. The coding region runs from base 44 to 1780 and encodes 578 amino acids. The record is from RefSeq and is a predicted model, not a curated record. Gene Ontology annotation, molecular function: protein binding. The transcript is spliced from 8 exons. Lineage: Eukaryota; Metazoa; Arthropoda; Insecta; Hymenoptera; Formicidae.